Molecule: messenger RNA, 1406 nt
Organism: Diprion similis
Lineage: Eukaryota; Metazoa; Arthropoda; Insecta; Hymenoptera; Diprionidae
Gene: SPARC
Product: SPARC
Exons: 6
Coding region: 165-1049 (294 amino acids)
Biological process (GO): anatomical structure development
Molecular function (GO): collagen binding; protein binding; calcium ion binding
Source: RefSeq, a predicted model, not a curated record
AAGAAGACAGUUCAUAUGGUAAUGAGAUCAAGCGAGGGUAUGUCAGAAGGCGGAAUGAAAUCAUCUGAGUUUACAGAAGGUCCGAACGAGCCGUCAGUCGUCGUUGGUCCAACGAGCCGAUAGGACAACUUCUCUGCGAUACUUAUCCCGGUCAAGAGGUCAGGAUGAGGGCAACGACGCAGUUGCUUCUGGUGACUCUUUGCGUUGCUGUUCUUUUGCUCUCGGAUGUUUCCGGAAAGCAUCAUGGCCAUCGCUCGCAUUCGACACCAUCCUCUGACAUCGAGACUCAAGAUGUGAGCAUCAACGAAGUCUUGCCCGAAGAUGUAGAAGACAAAUACGAGACAGUCAGCCCCGACGAAAACAAUCGUUGGAAGUACGACCCUUGCAUGGACAAACACUGCAGUGCUGGACGCUCUUGCCAGCCCGACGAUGAAGGUGUUGCUCAUUGUGUCUGCGUGGAGGAAUGUGAACCCGAAUCAGAUGUUCGCCGCAAAGUGUGCACCAAUUUGAACGAGACAUGGUCGAGUGACUGCGAGGUCCACCAGGCAAGGUGUUUCUGCAGUACGGAUGACCCGAGAUGCAAGAGUCCCGAGCACAAGCACGUCCACGUCGAAUACUUCGGGGAGUGCAGACAAAUGCCGGAAUGUACCGAGGAUGAAAUGGUUGACUUCCCCCGACGCAUGCGGGAUUGGCUUUUCAACGUUAUGCGUGACCUUGCCGACCGCAGAGAGCUUACCGAACACUUUUUGGAAAUGCAACGGGCCGCCGAAAAGAACUUGACUCUCCGUUGGACAAACGCCGUGGUAUGGAAGUGGUGCGACCUCGAUGGCAGCCCCCAUGACAGAGCCGUUUCUAGACACGAACUUUUCCCCAUUCGAGCUCCGCUUAUGGCUCUUGAACAUUGUAUCGCUCCCUUCCUUGACGCCUGCGACGCCGAUGGUAAUCACAAAAUCACAUUGAGUGAGUGGGGCAAGUGCCUCGAAAUCGGGGAGGAUGAUUUGGACGACAAAUGCGGCGAGUUGGUCGAAAUGGUGGGCGAACUAGAUUAGAUAUAAAGUAAAUUCGUUACCUAUUAUAAUACGCCUUGAUGUAAGUAAGUUGCGGCUGAAAUAAGGACAGCAAUUCAUUGGACUCAUAUCAUACGGGAAUGAUAAGUAAAUAAUCAACGGUCAGUUAAGGCAGAAACGCGGGAAAGAUGGCAUACGUAUGAGUAAUUCGUCGUGUCAUUGCGCAUAUGCAUUUAUCUUCAGUCUAUCGUCUCUUCGUCUGUCUCACGUUUGAAAUAUAGAAUGCGUCAAUAAAUCGCCACUCCUAAUUUACGUCGAGGCUUAAAUCUAUUUCAAUGUACGUACACUAAGAAGUUGGAGAGGAAGAAAAAACGGAAACUCAAAACUGGAAGAGAAAAA